AUGACAGGGCGGCAGCGGGUGUUGUCACAAGCACGCCACCACACGCCUCAUCCAGGAUGCAAAAGGAGAUUCCGAUGAACUCAGCGUUCCUGACAGUUGGCCGAUGUCCGCCUCUCGACGGCGUCCCUGAAGGCAGCGCUGGCCCGUGCUAAGUGAUCGCGUCUCUCCGGGGAGACUCAGCCGAGAGAUGAACUAGGACAAGCGGAUCAUGGCGGCACCUCUGGGCCGGGACUCCCUGCCCGAACACUGGACGUACGGUGUGUGCGGGGACGGGAGGGUCUUCUUCAUCAACGACCAGACACGGGAGACCACCUGGCUGCACCCCCGCUCCUCCGAGCCGGUCAACUCGGGACAUAUGAUCCGCUCAGACCUGCCCAAAGGAUGGGAGGAAGGCUUCACGGAUGAAGGUGCGAGCUACUUUAUCGAUCAUAACCAGAGGAGCACUACCUUUCGUCAUCCCGUGACCGGGCAAGUUUCUUCAGAGAACAUUGAUUUUCUCCCUCAAGAACAGCUGCCGGGUCCUCGCGUCAUGUCCCACCCUGGCGUCGAGCAGCUCUCCAAUACCACCAUCAGCGAGGUCUCCACCAUCACCACCUCUUCUGCCGCGGACGCCGCCCCCAACGGCAAGGGUUCUCGCUCCGUCGGCGCCAGGGUGCACAGUUUCGGCAAGCGAGAUCAUGCCAUCAAGAGGAACCCCAAUGUACCUGUUGUGGUCCGAGGAUGGUUGUAUAAACAGGACAGUUCCGGGAUGCGCCUUUGGAAGAGGAAGUGGUUCGUCUUGUCUGAAUUCUGCCUCUUCUACUACAAAGACAGCAGAGAGGAGGCGGUCCUGGGCAGCAUUCCGCUUCCCAGCUAUGUCAUUUCACCCGUGGGACCUGAGGACCACAUCAGCCGCAAGUAUGCCUUCAAGGCCGUCCACCCGAGCGGGCUCUCGCACGUUUACAAACGCAGCUCUGUGAUUGGCUCUCAGGCGGAGCACACGGGCAUGCGGACGUACUUCUUCAGCGCCGACACGCAAGAGGACAUGAACGCCUGGCUGAGGGCCAUGAACCAAGCCGCCAAUAUGAGAGGCCCCGUCAACACAGGCGGCAGAGCAUCUGAGCAGUCGACUCACUUCCAGAUGAUGCAGCAUCAGACCGUCACGCACACCAACAACCACGUCAACAACCACAAGGCUCCAGAACCCCAGAGACACACCGUCCACGAGGUCCUUCUGGAGCCCAUACAUCACGACAUGGACGACCGCUGCAGCUUCCACAAAGACUCUCCCGUUACCAUGGAGAUGGACACCCAUGCCUCCCUCCCCGCCAACCUCACGGCCACCGGUUUCCUGGCGUCGGACCACGUGUCCACGUCGGCGCCCGUCUCCAGGGUGCCGUCUCGUGCGCCCUCGCGGUCCGCCUCCACGCUGCCCCCGGGCGUCAGCGCCAGGAACGGUCUGGUGGAGGUGCACAGCCCCAUCUUGGAGCCUAACGGGAUCGCGGCGGGGACGUACCAGAGGGCGCCAGAGACGUACCAGAGGGCGCCGGAAGCCCCCCAGGAAACGAGGAGACGGAAUACUCUGGAACAAGUAGAGCAGUGGGUCAAGGUGCAGAAAGGUCCUCCAUCCCGAGACAACACCCUCCCCCGCCGAACGCCGCCCACCCAGCCCAAGUUCGGCACCCUGGAAGCAUACCAGACCCUGCCAAAGACCCCCCGCAAUAGCCCCCCAACGGCACGUCCCAGCGAGUACAAAUACGCACAGGACCGCAUGAGCCACUUCCGCCUCACCCCCGAUCUGGCCGGCCCGGGUUCCAACACCAUCCUGCAGCUGUACGAGUGGCAGCAGCGCCAGCAGUACCGCCACGGCAGCCCCACGGCCCCCAUCUACACGCCGGCCCCGGACUAUCCUUUCGGGCCCCGCCCGCCGUCCGCCCUUCCUCCAGCCGCCAAGCACAACGGGCCGCCACGAUGCGUGUCCGUACCGCCUUCGCCCGCCGACAUCCCGCCUCCGGGGCCUCCGCCGGGUAGCAGCAGGACCUUGUCGCCCGCCCGCCCCCCGCACACGCCGAUCGACCGCGUGACAGUGAGACCCUCGACCGACGCGUCGGCAAUGGAUACAAUGUUUGCCAUUUCACCUCGCAGGACCAAGUCUCAAGUCUUCAAGGUGUCCACCAUGGAGAGGCGCUCUUUGCCUCCAUCCAACUAUAUCACACACACGGUCAGUGCGCCCAGCCUCCACGGAAAAACGCCCGAUGAGCUCACCCUGCUCCUCAUUCAGCUGCGCCGCCAUCAGGCCAAGAUGGCGGCCGCCCGCCAGCGCACGCUGGAGCAGCUGCAGCACCACGGCCUGUCGACCGCCGACCCCUUCCUCACCGCCGUCCCCAGUCCUCCGUUAAACCACCUCAGUCUGUUGAGCCAAACGCAGGUGGAUGACACGUACAAGCAGCUGAAGCAAGACCUGGAUUAUCUGGACCUGAAGGUGGCCGGAAGUCAAACGCUGAAGCCCGUCAAGGUGGCAGAGAGUGACGUGGAUGUGAAGCUGAGUCGGUUGUGCGAGCAAGACAAGAUCCUGAAGGACUUGGAAGUGCGGAUCAGCUCGUUGAAGAAGGAUAAGGACAAGCUGGAGAGCGUGCUGGACGUGUCCCACCAGCAGAUGGAGCUGUUUCACGAGCAGCCGGCCCACGCCCAAAAGAUCUACUACCAGCAGAGACUCCUGCAAGAGGACUUGGUGUCCGUAAGGGCCCAGAUAUCCCGACUCUCUACGGAAAUGACACACGCCUGGGAGGACUACGGCUGGCUGGAGAAUUCAGUGGAGCAGUUGAGGACGGCGCUACAGGCCCGCAUGAACCACAGCGCCACCCCUCAGCAAGAAAAAGGCGAGAUGAAGCGCGAGCUGUGGAGGAUCGAGGACGUGAUGGCGGGACUGAGCGGCAGCAAAACCAACUACAAAGUUACCAUCGACUCUGUGCAAAACCCGGAGAGGAAGUUAGUGCCUUCCGUGUCGGAGCCCAGCGUGCCUUCUUCCACCGCCGACGUCCAGCCGCCUCCCCGUAGCUCCGUCCCGAGCGUCUUCUCGCAAACGUUGCCUCACAACUUUGUGCCAAAGUGGGCAGAGGACGGCGCUCCCCCCCGACCGCCGCUCCCUCGCCAGUACGACUACGAGGAGACGCCGCCCGCCGUGCCGCCGCUGCCCAAGGAGGCGUCGGCAGCCAUCCGCCACACGUCGGUGCGAGGCCUCAAGCGACAGUCUGACGAGAGGAAGAGGGACCGGGAGGGCACACCCUAUGUCCUCAAUGGAGACUGUAAGACUGACUUGCGUUCAUACCUGAGCGAACCUGAGCUGCUGGCAAUUACUCACCCAAACACAAAUGCAGACAACCACCACCUUGAUCAUAAAGCAGGUCUGUCGGGCGCGUCAUGGCAGAUGGCCAACAAGUCGGAUGCCCUGUCGUCCUUUGUCACGCUGAGGAGACGCCCCGGUACCGCCGUGGACAGGCAGGAGCGACCCAAGAGUGCCUUGGACUGUCUGUCCUCCGAGUACGCGGGCGGCACGCUUCCUCCCCAACGCGGCGGCCGAAUGAGCGCCGAGGAGCAGCUGGAGCGCAUGAAGCGCCACCAGAGGGCGCUGGUGCGCGAGCGCAAGCGCAACCUCAGCCAGGGCGAGCGCUCGAGUGCCCCGCCGCCCGCCUCCGAGUUCGAUUGUCGGGAGGAGCGUCCCGGGGCAGAAGGCCAAAGCGAUGAAGGUCACAAGGAGGGAGGAGGUGAAUGGCUGAUGGCCAAGGCCAGGCUGGUGAGAGAAGUGGACGUGGAGCCUCUGGACUACGACCUCGACAUCAGCAGAGAGCUGUCCAAGCCAAAGAAGGUGUCCAUCCCAGAGCGUUAUGUGGAGUCGGAUCCAGAGGAACCGCUGAGUCCGGAGGAGGAGGAAAAGCGAAGUCUUCGUACGGAACGUAUCAGGAAGAUCCUCACAAAGUCCAACGUUCAGAAUUUGCAGUCAGCGUCAUUGGACCUGAGUGAACUGGACUUGGUUCUUCAAGAGCAGGAGAAGAUAAUGAAGGCAUCGCAGACGCUCGCUUCGCAGGCGUCCAGGAAGAGCAAACUGGUGGCAGCCAAAGCUGCUGCCUCUGCUCGCGAGUGACAACCUCCACUGCCCCUCAAAAGGAGACCCAAUGUCGGAACACAGGGAGACCUUUUAAAUUAAAAACGCAACACAAACAUUUUACAUCACAGUUUUAUUUUUUAUGAAAUAGUUUGACCAGUUUGUAGCGUCAUCUAGUGGUCACACAAUGUAUGUAUUUGCUACUAACAAGGACGAUUAAUCGUUCACUUUACAAACUAAAUGAACAAAUAAGAG
Syngnathus acus (greater pipefish) is the source of this 4336-nucleotide messenger RNA. RefSeq names its product pleckstrin homology domain-containing family A member 7-like. Gene Ontology annotation, molecular function: protein binding. Lineage: Eukaryota; Metazoa; Chordata; Actinopteri; Syngnathiformes; Syngnathidae. The coding region runs from base 209 to 4120 and encodes 1303 amino acids. The transcript is spliced from 29 exons. The record is from RefSeq and is a predicted model, not a curated record.